AGUCAGAAAAGAGAAGCUGCCGCCGCGUGGACCCAGCCAGCUCCAGGGGCCGUGGGCGCAGCCCGGAGCCUCCCCCGCCUUUUAAUUAGAGACAAAAUGCGUCUGCGAGCCUGAGCGAGGCCUGGCCGCGCGGAGCGGAGCUGCCCGUGUGCCCCAGUGCUUUGCACCCGUGCGCAGCAGGCCUCCCGCCUCGCGUCCUCAGAGGGGAGCCUGCUGGGCGCUCGCUGAAAACAGGAACCUGCCCCUCGGCGGGGCCCGCGCCUCCUCGUUCUCGCAGAGGAAGUGUGUGGCAUGUUUAGCAACUGCUGCUCUUCUCGAUAGCAUGGGCUUGUCUACACCCCGCGGAGGCCCGGCCGCCCGCUCACUCUGCGGCAGCAGCAGCGGCUGACGGAGAGGCCGUGACGGGGACCCUCGCCAGCUACUCCCCGGGGCCACUAUGUCCAGCCUUUGAAGGCUCCGCGCGUCCUCCGCAGCCCGGGCAGCGAGGGACAUGGGGAACAGCAUGCGAUCCGCCCCGGCGCCGCCCGAGCCCGAGAGGCCUCUGUCCUGCUCAGAUGGACUGGACAGCGACUUCCUGGCCGUGCUGACCGAUUACCCAUCUCCUGACAUCAGCCCCCCAAUAUUCCGCCGAGGGGAGAAGCUGCGUGUGAUUUCUGACGAAGGGGGCUGGUGGAAAGCCAUUUCCCUCAGCACCGGGCAUGAGAACUACAUCCCCGGGAUUUGUGUGGCCAGAGUUUACCAUGGCUGGCUGUUCGAAGGGCUGGGCAGAGACAAGGCCGAGGAGCUGCUGCAGCUGCCCGACACGAAGAUCGGCUCCUUCAUGAUCCGGGAGAGCGAGACGAAGAAAGGCUUCUACUCCCUCUCCGUGCGGCACCGGCAGGUCAAGCACUACCGCAUCUUCCGCCUGCCCAACAACUGGUACUACAUCUCGCCGCGGCUCACCUUCCAGUGCCUGGAGGACCUGGUCAACCACUACUCCGAGGUGGCCGACGGCCUGUGCUGCGUGCUGACCACACCCUGCCUCACCCAGAGCACCGCUGCCCCGGCCGUGAGGGCCUCCGACUCGCCCGUCACCCUGCGCCAGAAGACCCUGGACUGGAGGAAGAUGUCCAGGCUGCAGGAGGACCCCGAGGGCACGGGGAACCCACUGGGCGUGGACGAGUCCCUCUUCAGCUACGGCCUGCGGGAGAGCAUCGCCUCCUACCUGUCCCUGGCGGGCGACAGCGGCGCGCCCCUGGACCGCAAGAAGAAGAGCAUCUCCCUGCUGUACAGCGGGAGCAAGAGGAAGAGCGCCUUCUUCUCGUCGUCGCCGCCCUACUUCGAGGACUAGCCCAGGGCGGACGGGCAGCCGCACGGGGUGCCCAGCGGGAACAGGCUCUGGACUGUCACCCGGGGUCCAGCCGAGAGGCUCGGUCGCCUGGUCCCCGGGAACCUCGCGUCUUCCACGAGAAGCUGCCUGAGCUCACGCACCCACCUCCUCUGUCCACAUCGUGACGCAGGGACCCUCCCUGGCGUCGGGCCAGUCCUGGACGUCACCGGACGUCGACUCACGACAGGAUGGCGCCCUGCUUCGGAAGAGCCUGCUUGUAUGUUGGGUGCUCAUCGUGUUUGCGGGAAAGACAGCCACUCUCUCCCAGGAUAGGGCGCAGGGCCCACCCCCAACAGCCUGCCCUCUGAGCUCACAGAGAGAACGUCUAAGGAGAAACGCCCGGGAAGGAGACCGGCCAACAGCCGUGACCUGGGCACAGGUCCGGGUUUGCACGCUGGUCCCCUGCUCGGCACCUUCUCAGCCACGGACAGAGGCCUCGGUACACGCACCUCUUCUCGCUGAGCAGCUCAGGGACCCUGAUCGCUCACCGUCCUAAGUAGCCCGGAAGCUCUCUCUGCCCCUCGGGUCCCAAAGCCGCAUGUGCAGUGGUCACAUGGCCUCCCCGCCUCUGCAGGGGCGAGGCCCAGGGGAGAGGGAGGCUGUGGGGAGGGGGUGUGGUGCGGGACGGACUGCGCGGGCUUCCACCACAUCCCCUCUGCAGCUUCGCAGCCAGAGUCCCCACAUCAACGCACCCAGACUCCCUCCUGACUGCGAAGAGGCUCCGUGUCCUCCCCUACGAAAGGCGUCCGGAAAAAAAAAAAGGGACAGCUGAGCCCCAGGCCCCAGCAGAGGUUCACGGUGUGGAGGAAGUGUGUAAACGAAGAUCGUGACGGUGGGUGUAAAGGCAGACAUCAGCGCCUGGCUCUGCGUGGGACAGGGGUCAGGUGGGGUGACCCCAGGCCCAGGUUUCAGCUGGACCUUCAGAGAGAGGGCGUGGCUGGAUAGAGGAGGUCAGAAUGGUCGGACCUGGAUAAGUUCUAGAGCACUCAUUUCUCGGUAUUUUAUUCUACGAAGGGUCUGGCACACACACGAAUAAAAGUGCUGGGCCCCGGGAAUGAGGGGGUGAGAGGGGCUCAGUUCUGUCUCCAUCACUGAAAGAGAUUAGAGGGCCACAGCCAAGGCCUCGCGAGGAGAAGCCUGGGCCCCAGCCGCCCACGCCCCUGCCCCUGCCCCUGCCCCUGCCAGGAGGGGCUGCCGGGAGCCAGGCCUCCUUUCCCUGCUGGGCAGGGGCCAGGGGAGGGGCGGAGCCUGUGCCAGGGUAUCUCUCGCUGCCGGAUAUGAGCAUCUGUCUGUCCGCCAUGCGCAUUCUGCACGUCUGAGGUCACUGUGCUCGCUGCACGUGUCGACGCGUUUACAAGCUUUUCUGUAUCAGCAGAGCCCAGGCUGUUUAUACCCGAAGACAUCUGGGGUUCCCCUGCCCCCAAAAGGCUUCAAAGGGGCCGGCCGAGCCUGGGAAGUGACUGCAGCCGGUGCACGCUGCCGCCGACAUAAGGCAGGGCUGCCGCCCGCCAGAUGUCUGCACGGGGUCUCCUGUGUUCUUUUCCGUUGUGACUCACAUGGUUGGAGCGUGUGGGGAGGACGCGAGGGAUUUCUAAGUGGGAAGCAUUACAUUUUGCUAAAUCAUGUAUUUAUUCCUGAUUAAAAUAAACCUAAUGCGUAUUUAACCCCCUG
Myotis daubentonii (Daubenton's bat) is the source of this 3040-nucleotide messenger RNA. It is a transcript of the gene SLA, whose product is annotated as Src like adaptor. Lineage: Eukaryota; Metazoa; Chordata; Mammalia; Chiroptera; Vespertilionidae. The record is from RefSeq and is a predicted model, not a curated record. Gene Ontology annotation, molecular function: protein binding.